AUGCACAGCUGGAGGAAUGCCACCAACAGACUCUUGGGGGAGGGACCAAGUAUUCUGGACACUGUCAAGCUCUUCUCAUUGAUGGAUAUGAAGCCUCCUAUUUCUCGUGCGAAAAUGAUUCUCAUUACUAAAGCUGCCAUUAAAGCUAUUAAGCUUUACAAGCAUGUUGUCCAGAUUGUAGAGAAGUUUAUAAAAAAGUGUAAGCCAGAGUAUAAAGUCCCUGGAUUGUAUGUUAUUGACUCUAUUGUUCGUCAGUCUCGUCAUCAAUUUGGAACAGAUAAGGAUGUUUUCGGGCCAAGAUUCUGUAAAAAUAUAAUGGCGACAUUCCAGUAUUUAUAUCUCUGUCCAUCAGAAGACAAGAGUAAGAUAGUUCGGGUCCUCAACUUAUGGCAGAAAAAUGGAGUUUUUAAAAUAGAAAUAAUUCAGCCUCUCCUAGACAUGGCAGCAGGAACUAGCAGUGCAGCUUCAAUGACAGAAGAUACUGCUAAUAACGAAGGUUCCCCACCUGCUGCCACAACAAUUCCAUCUGAGCCUCUCCAAGUUGCUUCUAAUUCAGUACCUACUGUGUCACAGUUGCCCAGUUCUGAUGCCUUUGCAGCUGUAGCUCAGUUAUUUCAGACAACACAAGGACAGCAGCUCCAACAGAUUCUUCAGACUUUUCAGCAGCCUCCAAAACCCCAGUCUCCUGUGAUAGAUAACAACAUGAUGGCUCAGGUGCAAGCAAUUACUGCACAGUUGCAGACUACAACAACACAACCAUCAGAACAAAAGCAUGAUUUUCCAGCACCAGAGCAAAAGACAUCUUUUGAUAAGAAGCUGUUGGAUCGAUUUGACUAUGAUGAUGAGCCAGAAGCAGUGGAUGAGUCAAAGAAAGAGGAUUCAUCACCUUCUCCUUCAGUUUCUCAGCAAGCAUUUGGAUUUCCAGGAGAAGGCAUGCAGCAACCAGUUUAUCCACAACUCCCAAAUAUGGAUCAGUUCCAGCAUCAGAUGCUGGGAAUGCAGCAAGAUCCUAUGCACCACCAGGUCCCACUCCCUCCAAAUGGUCAAAUGCCAAGUUAUGGCCUUCUUCCUACGCCACAGUUUCCUCCCAUGGCUCAGCCUGUGUUACAGACUUCACCCCAAGUGCAGCCAUCUUUCCAACCUUCUUUUACAGCGCAAAGUGAAUCCCAUAUACAGAAAGCACAUCAGCAGGAAAUGGAAGUGGAUCAACCUCCUGUUCAAGAAGUAAAGAGGCAUGAGAGCAGGAAGUCAAGGUCUAGAUCUGCAUCAAGGUCACCCAAAAGGAGAAGAUCACGGUCGGGUUCUCGUACUCGAAGAUCACGCCAUCGUCGUUCUCGUUCCCGAUCUCGGGACAGGCGCCGCCAUUCUCCUAGAUCUCGAUCCCAGGAAAGGCGUGAAAGAGAGCGCAGAGCAAAAGGCCUACCUCCAAUCAAACCAGAGACUGUUAGUGUUUGCAGUACUACACUGUGGGUAGGACAGCUGGACAAACGAACAUCACAGCAGGAUGUUGGCGGUCUUCUAGAAGAGUUUGGCCCAAUUGAAUCUAUAAAUAUGAUACCACCAAGAGGAUGUGCCUAUAUUGUAAUGGUGCAGAGGCAAGAUGCUUAUCGUGCCCUGCAAAAACUCAGCCGUGGAAGCUUUAAAGUCAAUCAGAAAUCUAUAAAGAUUGCAUGGGCUUUAAAUAAAGGAAUUAAACCAGACUAUAAGCAGUAUUGGGAUGUAGAAUUAGGUGUUACAUACAUACCAUGGAGCAAAGUUAAGCCUGAAGACCUGGAAAGUUCUUGGGAAGGAGGAAUGUUGGACAAUGAUACACUUAGUCCUGAAUGGAAAGGAAUUCCAAAAAAAUCAGAAAAUCAAGUAGCCCAGAAUGGAGGAGCUGUAAGUGAAGCUACUCACAUUGAACAAACAUCACCUGUAGCUAAAACUUUAUCCAUUCAAAUGCCUGUUCCCAUACCUGCUCCAAUAACAGUGCCUCCACCACAGGUUCCACCACAUCAGCCUGGUCCUCCAAUGGUUGGUACGCUUCAGCCACCAACAUUUACCCCUCCCUUAGGAAUUCCACCUCCUGGAUUUGGUCCUGGAGUUCCUCCACCACCAUUUUUACGUCCUGGCUUCAAUCCAAUGCAUUUACCUCCAGGAUUUUUGCCUCCUGGACCACCCCCGCCUAUUAAUCCUCCAGUCUCAGUUCCUCCAGUCUCAGUUCCUCCUUCUCCAGUAGCAAAUAUCCCAAAUUCUACUAUGGCCAAUAUAAAUGAGGACAUUACAAAAGACUCUUCACUGGGAAAUCCAAUUCCAACAGUAGUUUCUGGAUCUAGGGCAAAUGCUGAAAAUGCAGAUAGUUCCAAAGGAUAUCCAAAUGCUCCUCCGCCUGCAACUUCUACUAGCAUACCAGCUCCUGUCACCCAACCUGUCCCACUCCUUGGUACUCAAGGAGUUACACCUCCUAGUCCAGUGACUGGGCUGCAGACACCUUCUACUGGCCUUCUUGGUGCACGGCCUGGUUUGAUACCACUCCAUCGACCUCCAGGAAUGCCACCACCUCACCUGCAGAGAUUUCCAAUGAUGCCACCUCGGCAUAUGCCUCCCCAUAUGAUGCACAGAGGUCCACCUCCAGGCCCAGGACGCUUUGGGAUGCCUCCACCUCAUGGGAUGAAGGGACCUUUCCCACCACCCGGUCACUUUGUGAGGCCUGGAGGGGGCCCUGAUGAUAAUAGAGAUGGAAGGCAAUUUAGGAAUGAUAGGCAGCCGUUCAAUCCAAACAGAGACCAGGAAAGAUUUGGAAGGAGAUCUUUUGGAAAUCGAAUAGAAAAUGAGCGUGAGCGCUAUGGUAACCGCAAUGAUGAUAGAGAACAUGAGCGACUUGGUAAUCGUGAAAGGAGAGAAUGGGGAAGAAGAAGCCCUGAACGUGAUAGACACAGAGACUUGGAGGAAAGAAAUAGGCGUUUCAGUGGACACCGAGAGAGAGAUUCUAGGGAUAGGGAGUCUCACAGAGAAAAAGACGAAAAUCGAGGAAAGGAGAAACCUGAGUUGACAGACAAGGUAGAUGGUGUCAAAAACCAUGAAUCCCAGAGCGGCAAAGUGGAAAACACAGACACUGUUUCAGAACUUAAAGGGGAGUCAGAACUCACAGGUGCAAAGCCUGCUGAGUUAACAUCCGAGGCUACCUCAUCUCUCGAACAACCUGAAAAGUCUGCUGGUUCAGUUACAGAGACACCUCGCUAGAGACUGGAUUUUUUGUCAAAAAAAAGUGACAUUGGGAGUGUAGAGCUUUAGAGUUGUACAGUAUGCUGUAUAUUUUGCUUCUGCUAUAUCACAACUCCAUAGUUUAUGGGGCUAUGUAAGCAAUUUAAUUGCGCUCCUAUUUAAAAAGUUACAAAAUAACACAAAAAAAUGAAUAAACCAUUACCCAUUUUUGCUGUAACUUUUUUAAAGUUUUGACUUUAAAAAGUUUACAAGUCAGAAUUAGAAGUGCUUUCUAUUUUUUUUAAUUUAAGUGAAGGUAACGGUGAAAGCUCCUCAAGACAAAUAGGGAUGUGUUUUUAAUAAACUCUAUUUUCGUAACAAACUUUAAUGUGUGCUAUUCUUCCUACACUGCACUGAAGUGGUAAAGGAUUGUUCAACAUCUUAAAAAGUUUGAACUGUUAAUGCUGUAUUGGAGUCUAAAUUAGACUUUGUUUAAAUUUGUUAAACAUGUUUGUAUAAAAGUUCACAGAAGCUAAAUAUUUGUAGUAGUUACAUUGAUUCUUAAUUUCUGCAUUUUAAUUAUCUACAUGACUAUAUUAGAUUAAAAAUUAGUAGCUUUAAAUGUUGUUUUAAGACAAAUUUUAGUGUUUGCAGUGGAACCAACUUUUUAUUUUUACUUUUGUUUUCCACAGUCCAAUUGAUGCUAUGGUAAAAUGUUGCCCUAAAAACAAAUUUCUGGAUAAAGUGACACCUUAGAAAACACAUCAGCAUAUUUUUGUAAUUGAAUCCAUCAGUGUAUUUAAGGGAGGCAAGGUAAAAAAAAACCCAUCAAGUUACCACUGUAUUCUAACAUAUGUCAUGGGUAGAAUAUUUGAAAGCAGAUUUUUAAUAAGUCUUCAAAUACUGUCUGUUUUACCAAUAAUUUGACUACUUCAUAACCUAGUCAUACCAUCUGUCCAAUUACUUUUAACUGAAGAAACAAAUACUGAAUAUAUUAGCUCCUAUACAGCAAUUUUUAAAAUGCAGGCAGUACUAACAUGGCAGCAAGCAUGAAGAACUGUACACUUGCUGUUUCCGUAAUUAACCCCAUGCAUAAGGUGAGACCCUGACUCCAUUUGCUGCAAUGAACAGUUAAAGCUCUUACGCUUUGAAAAAUAGCUUCCAAGUUUGAUUUUCUGUAUGUUUUCUGUUCAGGCUAGAUGUGGUAAGUUCUGGUGCUGCUCCCAUUUAGGGUGAAAAACAACAACACAUGGAUGUUUCCCUUGUUCAAAGGUGGGAUUUAAGGAAGAAACCUUUUUCUUGCAACAGUAGAAUAAAAAAACUUCAUAUACUUGUGAAAUCAA
Molecule: messenger RNA, 4526 nt
Organism: Sphaerodactylus townsendi
Lineage: Eukaryota; Metazoa; Chordata; Lepidosauria; Squamata; Sphaerodactylidae
Gene: SCAF4
Product: SR-related CTD associated factor 4
Exons: 20
Coding region: 1-3222 (1073 amino acids)
Biological process (GO): negative regulation of termination of RNA polymerase II transcription, poly(A)-coupled
Cellular component (GO): nucleus
Molecular function (GO): RNA polymerase II C-terminal domain phosphoserine binding; RNA binding
Source: RefSeq, a predicted model, not a curated record